Messenger RNA from Blastocystis hominis, 758 nucleotides. RefSeq lists its product as hypothetical. NCBI's taxonomy places the organism in Eukaryota, Bigyra, Opalinata, Blastocystidae. Gene Ontology annotation, molecular function: RNA binding. The coding region runs from base 152 to 739 and encodes 195 amino acids. The transcript has 6 exons. Gene Ontology annotation, cellular component: nucleolus. The record is from RefSeq and is a predicted model, not a curated record.
CAGCAGCAAACCAUUCUAUCUUCGAAAAACAAUGGAAGAAGAAAAAAAGAACGUAGUGAGUGCCAAAGAGAUCGAAGACAAGAUGGAGAAGGUGGCAGAAGAGAAGAACGUAGAAGAUGCGCCUAGUUUUCCUGCCCUUUCUGCAAAAGACAUGGCUGUAGGAGGUGAUUGCAAUGUUUACCUUUUAGGGCAAGGAGGAGAUUCGUCGCAUUCGUUGUCCUCCAAAUCGAUUCAUAUCCUGAUUAAUAACAACUGGGAAAAGUUGAUGCGUCCAGUAGUUGACCAGUUAAAAUUGCUGAUUCGAUUCAACAAGAAGACCAACUGUGUUGAGCUAAAGACUUCUCCUCACACUGUGGACAGCAGUUGUCUGCAGAAGGGAGAAGACUACAUCCAUGCGUUUAUGCUGGGUUUCGACAUUGCAGACGCAGUGGCUCUGCUUCGUUUGGACGAUUUAUACAUUGAAACCUUCGAAAUCAAGGACGUUCGUCUGCUUCAUGGCGACCACAUCAGUCGAGCGAUCGGUCGAAUUGCUGGACAGAUGGGCAAGACCAAGUUUGCGAUUGAAAACGCUACGCGCUGCCGAAUCGUGUUAGCUGACCAGACGAUUCACAUCAUGGGGUCCUAUGCUAAUAUUGCGAUUGCGAGGAAUGCAAUCUGCAAUCUGAUCAUGGGCUCACCUCCCAGCAAGGUGUAUAACCAGAUGAAACAGGUUGCUGCUCGACAGAGAGAGCGUUUCUAAUGUCGUUUUAUGUUGCUGU